AUGCCGGAAGGCGACAAGGUUCAGCUCAAGUCCUCGCAGGGCGAGAUCUUCGAAGUGGAGCCUGAGGUGGCAUGCAUGUCCACCUUGGUGAAGAACAUGGUGGAAGACAGUGGCACUGAUGAGGAGAUCCCGUUGCCUAAUGUCAAGACGGCAAUCCUGUCCAAGGUGAUCGACUACUGCAAGUACCACAAGGACAAUCCACCUGAGGAGAUCCAGAAGCCUCUCAAGAGCACCAAUUUGGUUGAGUGUGGCGUGUCAGAGUGGGACAACGAGUAUGUGAACAUCGAACAAGAGGUCCUUUUCGAGCUGAUCCUUGCAGCCAACUACCUGGACAUCAAGAGCCUCCUCGACCUGACCUGUGCAAAGGUUGCAUCCAUGAUCAAGGGCAAGAACACUGAGGAAAUCCGCAAGCAGUUCAACAUCGUGAACGACUUCACGCCAGAGGAGGAGGCGCAGGUUCGAGAGGAAAACCGUUGGUGUGAAGAUGCUUGA
Symbiodinium necroappetens is the source of this 492-nucleotide messenger RNA. NCBI's taxonomy places the organism in Eukaryota, Dinophyceae, Suessiales, Symbiodiniaceae. The record is from the annotation of a GenBank genome assembly.